This is a messenger RNA of Vombatus ursinus (common wombat), 1508 nucleotides long. RefSeq names its product chromosome unknown C22orf23 homolog (gene CUNH22orf23). The record is from RefSeq and is a predicted model, not a curated record. NCBI's taxonomy places the organism in Eukaryota, Metazoa, Chordata, Mammalia, Diprotodontia, Vombatidae. Bases 100 to 891 code for a protein of 263 amino acids. The transcript is spliced from 6 exons.
GGAGGCGGAAGCAGAUCCGGGAGCCGAGACUGCUCCGGUGCAGUGCCAGAGCCCGGUGCGCGUCCUUUACAGCGGAGGCGGAGCCGGGAGGGUUUUGCCAUGGCGACAAAGGGGAAAUCAGGAGCUGUGGCCAAAGGUACUGGCUUCUGGCACUCACCCCAAUCCACCUACACCCCAGAAACCUGUCAGCUGCUUAAAGUGAUGAUGGAGGAGUCCAAACUCACCAAUUUCCAGCAGCGGCAGCUCAUGGAUUCGAUGAAAAGAGGUGAUGCACUACCUUCUCGCUGCAAUCCAGCGUCUAGCCAGAAGCCAGUGCCCAAGCAAGUAAACGACUUCUAUCUGCCGCCCAUCCUGACCCCAAGGCCCCACCUCCGCCCUGCUGAAGUCUGCCAGGCCAAUGAGGCCUACGCCCGAGACCAGUUCAAGCCCAGACCUUGUCGAGACACAGAGAAGGAGAAGGAGCGGCUCCAAGACAUAUUUGCCAACGGGAAGGAUGGCACUGAGAAGAAGAAAAAAAAGCAGUCUGUUCGGCAGGCCAAGCCUCUGCCCUCGGACCCGGAGCCAGAUAGAUUUGAAGAAUGUAAGGCACUAGAGUAUGCCCAGGGCCCACGAGGGUGUCCCGACCUUCCUCCUGGGCCACCUCCAGCAAGGCACAGCCUGUCUCUGUCACCCAGGUGGCUUCCGAGGUCCCCUCCUGCUCUGAGCCUCGUGCACCUUGGGCCCAUGGCGAUGUCACGGGCCAGAUCCUCACUCACCUUCAAGGGCAGGCCCACGGCCCUGGAGAACACAGCCCUUCCUCGCCCAGGCCCAUUAUUCCUCUCCCUCUGGUCAAUUCAGGGCAGGGCCUUUGGACGGGCCUGGAGAGCUCCAGCCCCAUCUUCCUGUGUGUGAAUGAGUUUUCUCUCCCCCUCAGUGGUGAAGGAAGUCCGGGAGAGGCAAGAGUUCCUGGCCGAGAUGCAGGCCCUCGGACAGGGCAAGCAGUACCGAGGAAUUAUCCUUACUGAGAUCUCACAGAAACUGCGGGAAAUGGAAGAUAUCGACCAGAAGAGAAAUGAGGGGCUGCAGAAGGCGCUGCCCAAAGCCUCUCCUUAAGGAGCCGACACCGUCGUCUUGCCCCCUGGUAGCGCUGAGGUCCUGCAUUGGUCACCCUGCCCGCCGUGCUCCUGGACCCCGGCAUCCUCCAAACACACGACUGGUGGGGGCGGAGAAGGCCCACUCCCAAACAGCUGGCCGGCUGGCCAGAGGCCAAGAGACAGUGCCCAGCCAAACCCACCACUGCCUAUGGGGGAGGAAGGCCCCACGCAGGAGGAGACCACGGCAGCAGAGGGGUCUCGUCCCAUCGGCCCUAGCUCUAAGCGUGGAAGGCCCCUUCUUCCUGCUGGAAGCUUGGGAGAGAACCAGCUCCUUUGUGUCACCUACGUCAGGCCCUACUUCUGACAUCUCCCAACGUGGGCUGGAGUCCUUUGAGCCAUGGGGGUGGGAAGACCAAUAAAACUGUCUUGGUACGA